AUGAAGGCGACUGUGUUGCGACAGCUGGGCGGCAGCCGCUUAAUCGGGCAUCCGACGAUGCUGCAGCUGCGGGCGGUGAAGCGGGUGACAACGGCAAAGGCGAAAGGCACUGCGAGGGGCGGCAGGGCGAAAGAAGCGGCUGCACCGACAGCAUGCAGCGGUCAUGGCUCACACAAGCUGUCCUUGGCGGACUUUUACCCUGCCAUCGCCCGCACAUGGAUCGCGGCGGCGUCGAAUAAGAUGCUGCAGCCGCAGCACGUUGCCCCUGAUAGCCGCAAACUGGCGUGGUGGAUUUGCCCGUCUUGCCACCAUCAGCACAACAAGCGCAUAGAUCUUCACCUCGCCGCCGGGGGUGCGUGCCCCAAGUGUGAAGCAAAGCCCACCAUGGCUGGCGGCGCGUCCGCAAAGAAGAGUACGUCGAGUUCCCGUGGCGCCAGCAAUCCCGCCUCGCCAUUGAAAAAGAAACAGGCAUCCGCCGCGUCGGCGCAUGAGCCUGUCCCUGCCGCAGCAGUACUUCGCCAUCGCUGCCGCCCCAACUCGACGCUCGACACCAUCGCCGCCGGGAACGCGAACCUCCUCAGCAAAAGCGUAGCCGACAAUCAGUACCUUCGCGUGCAGGAGACGCGCAACCUGCUUCCGAUGCUGGCAAAGAGCUACGAUAAGGAACGCUGGAAAAUCGCGCCUGGCGAGGUGCUGCAGGUGUCGCCGAAACUGGACGGCAUCCGCUGCGUCGCCGCGUACCGAAUAGACACGAAGCAGGUGCUCUUCUUCAGCCGCUCCGGCACGCUCUUCGAGUGCUGUGACGACGCCAUCGAGCCAGCGCUGCGGUGCCUCUUCGAGAAGGACCCGUCACUUGUUCUUGACGGCGAGCUGUACAACGACUCGAUCAACCUGGCGCAGCUCAGCACUAUCUGUAAAACAGUCAGAAAAGCAACCCCGCCGUCCCCCACGGCGGCAUUGUCUGGGGCAGACCCGGUGUCGGCCUUUUACAACGCCCUCCUCGUUGCCGCAUAUGGAAAGAAGAAGCACAAGGGUAGCUCCGCCCCUGCCGCUGCUGGGCUGCAGGCAGAUGCGCCGGCAGUGAUCCGCUUCGACCAGCUCACGUCGGCGAUUCGCACGACACGUCAGUGGCGCACCCCUGAAGUUGCGGCUCUGCAACGCCAGUUGCAGUACCACGUCUUUGAUGUCCUUUACAGCCGUGAGUUCCCCUACGGUCGAGGGUCGGCGGUUCCGUUCAGCGUCCGCUACGGCGUUCUUGAGCGACUGCUGGCAUCCGCGACAGCUUACAACCUCGCGCAUAUUUCCAAGUACAAUCCGCUGGUGCUGCGGCGCGUGCCGAGCUAUUCGUGCACCAUCGAUGCUGUUGACGCCGUCCUGCAAGCCGCCAUACAGGUGGGCUACGAGGGCAUCAUGAUCCGCCGUGAGUGCCGCGGCGCCACGACCGCUGCCGGCAAGGACGGCAGCGACACGGUGGAGUCGGCAACCAAGAAGAUUAAGCGGGGCGCUGCAUCCAGUGGGAGUAAAGCCAGCGCGAUGGCUUCGACGGCGAACAUUGACGCCGGGUACGGCUAUGGGCAGCGCAGCAGCACGUUGCUGAAGUACAAGGUAAUGCAGGACGCAGAGUACAUCAUUGUAGGCGCUGUGGAAGGCUCCGGCAAGUGGAAGGGCUUUCUCGGCUCUUUCAUCUGCGUGACGCCAGACAAGAAGCACCGCUUCACCGUCACCCCAGCGAGCACUGAUGCCGACAAGCGGCGGAUGUGGCAGUCGUGGAAGACGGUGUACAAGGGGAAGGCGCUGACGGUGCAGUACCAGGAGAUCACCGCAGAGGGCGUACCGCGCUUCCCUGUGGGCAAGUGCGUUCGCGGAGCCGCUGAUGGGCACGAUUGGCUGUAG
Molecule: messenger RNA, 1893 nt
Organism: Leishmania mexicana MHOM/GT/2001/U1103
Lineage: Eukaryota; Euglenozoa; Kinetoplastea; Trypanosomatida; Trypanosomatidae
Product: putative DNA ligase k alpha
Exons: 1
Coding region: 1-1893 (630 amino acids)
Biological process (GO): DNA recombination; DNA repair
Molecular function (GO): DNA ligase (ATP) activity; ATP binding
Source: RefSeq, a predicted model, not a curated record